UGCCCGGACUUGGCACCGCGGCGCUCCGCUGUACGUGUAGCACGUCCCGGGCAGCGGAUCGAUGGGCUCCUGCAGCAACGCGCCAGUCCGCGCUCAAAUCUGCCCUGGCAGCCUGGCCUCCGCGCGCAGGGCAGAGACCGCUGGAAGAGUCAUUAGCACUGAGCACGAGUCCGUCCCGGUGGAGCCUGCAAGGAGCAGGACCUGUGCUCCGGCGCAAAGCCCUGGGGCGCCCGCGGGCAGCCCGGCCCCGCUCGGCCCCCGAGCCCCGCGCAGCCCCGGCUGGGGAGUGCGCCGGCCCGGGAAGCCGCUCCCUGCGUCCCCCAGCAUCCGGCGGCGCUUUGUGCCCUUCGGGCUCCUGGUCCUGCUGUACUGGCCCCGCGGGGGGGCGUCAGGCCAGGCGACAGGUGCUACUUCUCUUUUUUGUGAAUUCUCCGUCAAACCUCAGUCCAGUGCUGGACGACCAUGGUGUGAGGUUCGAGGCUAUGUCAAAAGAAACCUGUUUCUUUCCUACAACUGUCAGAGCAAGGAGCUCACACUUGUUGGUCCUAUGAGGACGAGGAUGAAUGAUACAGGGUUUAGGGAGACACAGAAAGAAACUCUGAAUGACCUGAUGGAAGAGCUCCAAAAGAAAGUGCGUGACAUCAAAGCAGAGAUUUACCCUAAGAAUGGUUCUCUCGACCUGCAUGGUGAGAUGAAGUGUGUUCGUGGGGCCAGCAGAUACACCAGUGCAUCCUGGAAGUUUGCCUUCAAUGGGCAGAUAACCCACCUCUUUGACUCAGAGAAUGGAAAGUGGACAGUGCUUCAACCUGCAGGCCGACAGUUUCAGGGAACAUUGGACAGUGACAGAGAUGUGACCAACUUCCUCACGAAGGUCUCCAAUGGAGAUUGUAAGAGCUGGAUGGAAUACAUAAUGAACCACUGGGAUGAGAAGCUGGAGACAACAGUGCCACAAAGCAGGCCUCAAGACAUGGCCCCAUCCGGGGCCUCGGGCAGCGCACCCAGCACCUGGAUCUUCCUCCUGUUCCUCUACUGUGCCAUCCUCCUUGGCAUCCAUGUCGGGGUCCUUUAAAGGGACAGGCUGGCGAAGCUACCAAGGAGCCCAGGAGAGUAGGGUCCAGCUGCGUAACCCUGCCUUUGUGCAGGCUGCCUUUGGAUGAGCUGCUGUUCAAUUUUAGACCACUAGAACUCGUGGCCUUACAUUCCAGAGACCUCGAACCAGACCACAUGGUGCAGCACUUGGACAUUCUGUGUCCUUUCCUACAUUCAGUGCCUCUCCUGUUCAGCACUCUGCCUUGGCAAAUUCUUGUUCGAGGUUUUUUCUAGACCCUGAAUUUCUUCUAAAUCAACCACAAAUUUGGGAACAUUGCGAAUGAAGUCCACUCUUUGAUGAGAAAGUUCAGUUCCAACUGGGGAAAGUUACCUGAGUCCCAGCCUUUAUAGCCUAACAUUACACCUCACUUGGAAAAAUAAACCAAACAUCCAAGUGCCCAUCUUGGGUCAAAGGAAAAAUGUUAUGUUUUUAGAAAACUGGAGCUACAGAAUAUAAAAUGCCAUAAAGUCAGAAGGAGCUGCAUAAGGCAUUUUUGCUUCUUUUUCUCUGGUAACCCCCCCCCAACACACACACCCAUUCUUCCAUGCCCAAAGUUGAAGGCAGGUCAUACUAGAGGAUCUGCCAUAUUUUCUGGGCAGAAAAACCACUUAAGCCACCUUUGUUCCUGUCUUCGCAGCAUGGAAAACCCAAGUCUCAAGUAUAUGUAAGAGUCUAAAAACAGAAUGAAGUUAUAAUGAAGUUGCAAUAUAGCAGCCUCUCUCAUCUGAAGGAGGUGAACAGGGUUCCAACUGGACUUGAAGCUAGCUGUUUUGUUUCCCUUUUCCAACCUUUCAAUAAACCCAAGCAUGCAUUCAUAGAAUUAGCAAAUGUACAAUGUGAUCCUUCCUUAGAAGAAUGAAAAAUCAUUUAAAAAUCUCCAAAGACUUCUGAGAUAGAAGCCAACAACAGCUUUCUUUUCUAGGAGAAAAAUCCCUCUUCUUGUCCAAAAUGUAGAUUUACACAUGUAAAGAUGUGUAUUUUACAGAGAUUCUGUUAACCUCACAUUAUCUUGUCUUUAUGCUUCUUUGUCACAUCAAAGGUUUUACUGCAAAAUUGGACCUUUGUUCUUUUCCAGCAAAUGUACUUCACAGGAUGAGUCAAGAUUUAGAUAUUUAAUAUCUGUAGUUUUUAACCAUCUCUUUCAUUUCAUAUUAGAAUGCACAUGUGGAAUUUACUCCUUGUAGACUCAACUGUGCUUAUGACAGUAGCUGAAACUAGAAGACAGUAAAAAAAAAAAAAAAAACCUGAUGUCAUCCAUACUUGCUAUUUAUUUAGUCUUCUUGUUUGGAACAAAAGGUAAAGAAUUCACAAAUACCAACAUCUAAAAGCACCUGUUUCAAAUUUAACAUCAGCUUCAGCUUCCAAAAUAAUUUCUUUAUAAUUAGGCAAAAAAAAAAAAAAGCAGAACAAGCAGGUCAGUUGCUUCUUUCUUCUUGGAGAACUCAGCAAGACAAUUGCAUCCUAGGAGCUUCUCAAGGUUGAAUCUGAGAAGUGGAAUAAAAAGAAAAGCAGCCUUUUCUGAUCCAAAUCAUGGAGGUAAAAUGUAUAGAGAAGAGAGAUCCACAUUUAAGAAUAGGGAAAGUGGCUGGAUAAAAGGAGGACUACCUACUCCAGGAGACAACAGAGAAUCCUUGCCAAAUCCUGAGUUCAGAAUUUUGUUUUCUUCUCAAGAUGAAUACCAUAGCACCUGGAAGCCAAAGAAAAUGCUCUUCCUCAAACCCACCAGAAGCCCUGCACCUUCCGGGGGCUUUAUCGCCCCGUGCCCAACGGCCGGCUGGCAGUGGAACAUCUCACUCUGCCAUCCUUGCUCCUUUCCAAGUCCGCCAACCCUCUUCUCUUGUACAUAGUAUUACCAGAAAGACACUGAAGGUAAGAACAACUUACCUCAAAAAAGAGAACAAGAGGCAGUACUGACUGGUAGGGACCUAAUUGGUAUGUAUAUAAAUAAGAUAUUAGAACUAGAGUUCAGAUUAAUGAUUGUAAACAGACUAGCUGGGCUUCAAAAGAGCAUAGAAAAUACUAGAGAAUCCUUUUCUGGAGAAAUAAAAGAACUAAAAUCUAA
Molecule: messenger RNA, 3152 nt
Organism: Canis lupus familiaris (dog)
Lineage: Eukaryota; Metazoa; Chordata; Mammalia; Carnivora; Canidae
Product: UL16-binding protein 1-like
Exons: 5
Coding region: 62-1069 (335 amino acids)
Biological process (GO): antigen processing and presentation of endogenous peptide antigen via MHC class Ib; antigen processing and presentation of endogenous peptide antigen via MHC class I via ER pathway, TAP-independent; positive regulation of T cell mediated cytotoxicity
Cellular component (GO): external side of plasma membrane
Source: RefSeq, a predicted model, not a curated record